CUCUGUUGCACCCUCCAACAUUAAAGGAGUCCAUAACCAAUUUAGUUGUUAAUUCUGAAAUGAAGGCUGUCCAAGCAGCAGAAAAAUUGGCAAAUAGUACCUCCGUUGUGGAUAAUCAUGUCCACUUAAAAAAGGGCUGAAACAAGUGGCUUAAGUCAGAACUCUCUGAAAGAACCUAACCUUCAACCGAAAUCAAAGGAAACUCUGUUGCACCCUCCAACAUUAAGGGAGCCCGUAACCAAUUUAGUUGUUAAUUCUGAAAUCAGUAUUUAUAACAGUAGUCGUGAAGGAUCCCAAGAUCUUCCCUACAAGGUUUGCACUGAAGACUCUGAUUUGGAGCAAUUUCUGAAUGCUGGAGCCUUACAGGAUCUACUGUAUUAUUACCUUCAAAAAGAACCCAGUUCCUCAUCACAUAAGCCGGUGGAAGUACACUUGAACUCUGAGCCGCUUGCCCAGCUUUCUGGCCAAUCGGAACAUGAGCUUUCAGUGACUUCUCCUAUGCGCAAGAUCCCUGCCUUAGAAAAGGUAACCGAAAUAAAACAUGAACCACUUGUUAAGCAAACCAUGCCAGUAUUGGAACAGGAAGGCGACAGAUUCCAAUUGCUUGAGAAAAAUACAAAUUCUUCAGUUCGGCCAGAUGGGGCUCCGAGGAAAAGGAGAAUUUCAGAAACUAAUGAAGGCAUCUUUUCCAAAUGCAUCAAGAAAUCCGAUGAAGCCAGAAAGGUUGGCGACAAAAGCUCUGAGAAAAGACAUAUUGCAUUGGAACAGGUCAAAUGCUUCAUUCAAAGUCAGCUGGACAAGUCAGUGAAAACCUUGGAUCACAGACUCGAACUUCUAAAGCAAAGAAUCGACAACACGCAGUGCCUCCGGAAGCAUGAAGCGAUAGCUAUUAAAAUUGUAAAGAAAAUCUCUAGGCUUGACAGACGCAUUGAUGCUGUAAUAACAAGCCAGAAGAGAGAAUCAUCUAGAAAAGCCCUCCCUACAAGACCACCUUUGCAAAUUGAAAUAAUAAAUUGCCCCAGCCCUCAGCAUGGCAAUGCAAACAGCAUGCCAGCACCGUCAAAAGAGAAGCCAUCCAAUCUUAACAAAGCUAUCCCUAAAAACACAGAAAGCUCCGAAGACAUUAUAUGCCUUUCUGGGGGAAAAGAAAGCUCAGACGUGGGAACAGUGAAUCCUACAGGUGUUCAGCAGAAAGAAACUUCUGUAAAUGCCUCUACUUCAGCUGAAACUCCAUGCAGCUCUAAGGACCCAUUAUUUAUUGAUUUGACUGAUGAUGGAGAUGACAGCAACAAAGAUGGGACACCUUCUUCUUCCCAAGAUUGUGCUACUAAGAAAACCGAUUCACCCGUAGAAAGCCUGGUCCUAAAUCAUCCUCAGCCUGUGCUGCAAACAUCAAAUGAGGUCCCUGAAGCGUUUCGGCACCUCCCUCCGUUACCGCAGGUUGAGCAGCAGCUGGAGAGCCUGUCCAGAUUCAGAUAUACCCGUCCACCUCAAAAGCUGCACCUCACUGUGGUUCAGGUGGAGAAGCCCAAAGGCUUUGGCCUGCGGUGGGAGGUCAGAAAGGUGGAACCAUGGUGUGCUCCUCUAGACAGCUUCCACUUGUUCGUUUGCCUGGAGCUCGUCGGUAAAGGUGCGCCGACCAGCUGGCUUAGGGUGCGGGAAAUUAAGGCCAUGCCUCUCCCCAUGGGUUGCUCGUUAGCCCAGAUUGCUGAUUGCUCCAAGUGUUACUUUACCAUCCAGUCAAAGGACAUUUAUGGACGUUAUGGACCCUUUAGUGACAUUCAUGCCAUUUCGAUGACGUAGCUCCUGUGAGGGGGGAUCUAGGCUCCUACAGGACGUCUACUUUAUGUGUCCCUCUUCUCUCUAUGCUGCCUAUGGCUGGCGCCAGUUUCAGGAUUACAGUUACCGUAAGGUUUGACACCUCACUUCUGAGACUUCCCGUUGACCUCUUGCCUUUCUGCGAGGGGCGCCCUUAACAUUUUAGAUUUUGGAGGGGAGAGAGAAAGGGACCUUUGGCUUUGCUGCUGCUGUUACACUACAACUCCCAUCAUCCUGGCCUGUUCACCAUACUGGCUGGGGCUGAUGGGACUUGUAGUUCAACAGCAUCUGGACUGCUUCGGCCCCUUUCCCCUGUUACAGUUCCUAUAAGCUCAGACCACCAAAACGGUCUCCCUUGCAGGCGUGCCGGGUAGUGGGGGCUGAGGAGUCUUCAGCUUCCCCCCCCCCAAAAAAAAUCAAGGAGUCUUCAGCCCCCCAAAACCCUGUGGUCCGCUCCCCCUCCUCGCCCGAUAUUGCGUGGAUAGGAGGCGGAGCGUGGGUCCUGGGGGCUGCGCUCUGCCUCUUCCUGCCCAAUGCUGUGUAGGGAGAAGGCAGCCAUUUGAGCGCUGGCAUCACAGCAGCGGGGGCGGGACUCCAGUGUGUCCCGGCCCGGCACGCUAUUUGGGAGCGGACGCGCCAUGUGAUGCGCCCCCCCCCCCAAUGUGGGGGGCAGGUUGACGCCCCUGCUCCCUUCAAUGUAUUUUCACAUAUCUUGGCAGAAAGAGAUUCAUAAUUGCACCCAUAAUGUCCUCAUCUAUGGCCUCUUCCAGGUCUCUCUCCCACGUCACCUUUAGUGUGCCUUUAGCAGACGUGGAAGUUGGUUCCUUUUGCUUUAUAAAUUAGAAACUUGGCCUUGCCUGAAGGGCAGGUUUCAAAAGCCAUUUGUGAUGCUCCAAAGCCACAUGCACUACAAAGAAGGCAAAAAUACCCCCCUCCCAAUUUUGCAGCUCGCAGACCUACUACAGCUCAGUUAGGGUCACCAGUUCCUCCUCUGAACUUCUAGAUGUGGAAAACUCUCCAGCCAUAUCUGAUCUGCAUUCCUGGUGGCUUUUUAAAAAAAAUCAAAUUAUACCUGUAGUGUAUAAGCCCUGCUGGUCGCCAGAGCUAAAAUUCAUGGUCACCGGUGGCAACUUUCCUCGUGGGACCCUGUCACAAAGAAAGCCGGUAUCUUUGUCACCUGAUUCAUGUUAACUGAUUCAUCCAGUUAAACCUCUAGCUGCUUAGUGCACAUAUUAUUUUUUGCUUUUUUUAGUCAUGGGGAAAGAAGGCAAAGCAAUUAAAGCCUUUGAACACUUGAAAUUCUGAAGACGCACAAAGCGGCAUGCCUUCUACCUCCGAGUAUCCAGUCAGGCGCUGCUUUCAAGCCUGUCUUCCCAGUCCUUCGGGCUAGAAGGCUGCUUGAGAACGAAGUGAAAGUUGCUAGUCUCAGAACGCUUGGUUGAACUCAGCAGGCGUUUGUGUGCCUAGGUGGUCCAAUCCCGCCCACUCCUACCUCUUCUUCAUCUUAAUGUCUAGCAUCUCUUUUAAAAAGCUGGGCUUCCCUUCAGCGUUUAGGCAGAUGCUGUCAAGAAACCAAACUGCAACACGGUAUCGGCACAAUACUGGUUGUAACUUUUAUUUCUGUGUACACAGAUGGUAUAUAAAAUACAAAACAACAGAGGCACAGUCGGUAGAGCUAAGCUAGCAGUCUUGACGAUCACUGUCCUCCGCCAAGCAUUUUUGGAUUUCUCAAUUUCUCCCCCAACCCCAGAACUUGAAAAAUGGUAGUACUAACGUACAAAGGAGUGCCUAUUAUUCCCAGGCGAGUUGCAAAGGCAAUAAUAGCAUUGUCAGAAUUGGGUUUUUUUGUAUUCUCUGGUUAUAUAUUGAUUUGCAAUUCAAAUUUCUAUUAAAGUGGUCAGAAA
This is a messenger RNA of Podarcis muralis (Common wall lizard), 3722 nucleotides long. NCBI's taxonomy places the organism in Eukaryota, Metazoa, Chordata, Lepidosauria, Squamata, Lacertidae. The record is from RefSeq and is a predicted model, not a curated record.